CAAAAGAUCUGCAACUGGGACUGGGAGCAGAGCUGUAAAUCCAGGACUAACUCUUAGGAUCCAGAAGUCUGCGCUACUCCAGGAUGCUGGUCUCCAUAUACGAGUGGUUCUGGUGGGAUCGUCUCUGGCUCCCGGGGAACUUGACAUGGUCUGACCUGAAGAACAGAGAGGGCCAGGUCUACGCUAGGGCCUCACACCUGUACGCUGCCAUCCCCUUCACCGUGGGCUUCCUGCUCGUACGCUUCAUGUUUGAGAGGUGGAUAGCCACACCUUUGGCACUGAUGGCUGGAGUAAAGAAGAGGAUCCAUGUCCAAACAGAAGAUAACGCAGUUCUGGAGCACUAUUACAGCAGACAGAGCAAACAGCCCUCACAGGCAGACUUGACGGGGCUGUGUAAGAAGACUGGGCUGAGCAUGAGGCAGGUGGAGCGUUGGUUUCGGAGGCGGAGGUGUAUGGACCAGCCUGGAGUGCUCAGGAAGUUCACAGAAAGCUGCUGGAGGUUUUUCUUCUACCUAUUGGCAUUUGUUGGCGGAAUUCUGGCGGUAUAUGAUAAAGAAUGGUUCUAUGACACCAGAGAAGUAUGGACAGAUUUUCCGAAUCAGCCAUUGCUGGACUCUCAGUACUGGUACUACAUUCUGGAGAUGAGCUUCUACUGCUCUCUGCUCCUCAGUGUGGCCUUUGACAUCAAGCGAAAGGACUUCAAGGUGCAGAUCAUCCACCACUGUGCCACUCUGGUGCUGCUAUUUUUCUCCUGGUGUUGUAACUACAUCCGAGUGGGGACCCUGGUGAUGCUGGUGCACGAUGCUUCUGACGUGCCCCUAGAGUCUGCCAAGUUAUUCAGCUACGCCAAGUGGGAAAAAAUGUUCAAGACCCUCUUUUUUCUGUUUGUCAUUGUCUUCAUGCUGACACGGCUUGUUGUUUUUCCAUUUUGGUUGAUCCACAGUACCUGGGUGUAUCCGCCCCAGUACUAUCCUCCCUUCUUUGCGUACUACUUCUUCAAUGUCAUGCUGCUGAUUCUCCAAGCCCUGCAUGUAUUCUGGGCCUACCUCAUCCUCCGCAUGCUCUACAAAUUUGUCUUUGGCACACUGACCAAAGAUGAGAGAAGUGACAAUGAAGCUGAAGAGGAGCUGAGCCCAGAGGAGGAAGAGGAGGAUCAUUAUAAAAGUGUGGUCCAGGAAAAGGGUCAGAAUGGGUGCUCUGAGCUCCUGCCCCCUCCUCACACAAACUGCCCAUCCAAGACUGUGUAUUGACCUGUGCUCUCCGUGGGCAGGACUAACGAGUGACCAGGCUCUUCUCAUCGUGCAACCUCAUAGACUUUUUAUAUAGAGAACGAUUUAUGGAUGCUAGUGGAAAAAAAAUGUAUUUACCUUGCCUAUUGAGAAAGUUAUAUCUCUGUAU
Molecule: messenger RNA, 1398 nt
Organism: Boleophthalmus pectinirostris (great blue-spotted mudskipper)
Lineage: Eukaryota; Metazoa; Chordata; Actinopteri; Gobiiformes; Gobiidae
Gene: cers3a
Product: ceramide synthase 3a
Exons: 11
Coding region: 84-1250 (388 amino acids)
Biological process (GO): ceramide biosynthetic process
Cellular component (GO): membrane
Molecular function (GO): DNA binding; sphingosine N-acyltransferase activity
Source: RefSeq, a predicted model, not a curated record